GUUUGCCGAGCAGCCAGGGAGGAGAACAACGGAGCGGCUAGUAGGACCCGAACGCACUGGGUGGAAAUUGUGUUUUUAUAAAUCAGCAGAAAGCGCGUUGAGGACAGUUUGUGUUCAUUGACAAGGCUGCUGAAAAGUUGAGGCCGAAUGCAGCGGUGAAAUCCAGUCCUAACGGCAGCUGGUGGCGGUGCUUUUUAGCAUCAGCUAGCCGGUUAGCUGGCACUGACUGACGGGGGAAGCCGUCUGAAAAGCCGCUGGUAACAUCAGGCGGCUGGUCCCAACUGGAACAGAACAAAAAGGAAAGGAAGGAUUAAAAUAUAUAUAUUUAAAAGUUGAAAUUACGUCUGAUAUUACUGGAAAACACGGCUGCGUCGUAACAAGCAAGUUAGCAGUUAGUUUGUUGAGACUAGCUAACUUAGCUGUUGUUGGUUGAUAUCAGGCUGGCAUCUGUAAAUACUGGCUUAGGGUAGCUUUAGCUAACGUAGCUAGACAAACACAAUGAGCUCUGAAGAGACUGCAGCGUCCACUAAAGCCACCCCCGAGGAUGAUGGCAUGACAUGGUGGUACCGAUGGCUCUGCAAAAUAGCUGGGGUUUUGGGAGGAAUAUCCUGUGCCGUCUCAGGAGUGUGGAACUGUGUCACUGUGAACCCUUUAAACAUUGCUGCGGGAGUGUGGAUGGUGUUGAAUGCCUUCGUGCUGUUCCUAUGUGAAGUCCCGUUCUGCUGCCAGUUCAUAGAGUUUGCUAAUGCAGUAGCAGCCCGUGCAGACAAACUCAAACCGUGGCAGAAAGCCUUCUUCUACUGUGGGAUGGCUCUGUUUCCUGUAUUCUUGAGCUUCUCCUUUACGACCUUGUUUGGGAAUGCCAUCGCCUUUGCUACAGGAGUUCUGUAUGGCCUUGCGUCUUUAGGCAAAAAGGGAGACGCUGUGACUUAUGCCAGACUUCAGCAUCAGAAACAGGGGGAUGAAGAGAGGAUGGCAGGAACGACAAAUGGCGCUCCAGAGUGAGGCAUCUGCAUUCUCACCCUCCUCCUCCCCUCUUUUUUCGAUUCCUGCCCUCCAUCCAUCCUACCUCUUCCUCCUUCCCUCACUAUCAUUUCUGUCACUACAACAAUGGUAUGGAGUUUAUUUAUAAACUUUAACUGCUGCAUUCUUAUUGUCCUGAAUUAAUAGUAUCCAAACAGAUGAUGUUGGAUUCAGUCCAUUAUUUGGUAUCUGGUGUGUGUACCUUAAAUCUUAAGUUUUGUUUUUAUGUUUUUAAUUCUUCCACUGGGUUGUAUUUAUUAUUUGUUUCCCCUUGUUGUUUGUUGCUGCUGUUGGUUGUAAACCCUUUUUGCAGGAAAAAAAAAAGUGAGGUGCAUUUUUGAAGCCCAAGAGCCUUUCAGGAAAAAUGAAAAGAAAUUAACGUGAUUGUAAAAUGUACAUAAUUGACUUCAGGUUAUUCACUAUGGCUGUGAGGCUGUGGUUCAGAGUUGUCUGACUUACAGGGUACAGUGGGUAAAGAUACGUCAAAUAAUACGUUAGGACUGGGGUCUUCUUAAACCUGACUAAAUGCAGAUGACACAGCCAUAAGAACUGAUAAGGAAUAAUAUCCCUAUGUGUAUCUGUCUUCGUUCCUAUUAUUAUUCCUUUUUUUUUUUUUUCAAUCUUUCAGACUGACCAUUAAAACACAGAUCUGUAAGUAACUGACCUAAGGUGUAGCUGCUUUUGAGUUUCUGGACAGCCACACUCAGGUUUUCUGUUGAUAAAGAUGAAAUGUGUGAUAUUUUUUCUUAGGAACUACACCAAGAGGGAAAUCUCAUUUGUAUAGUGUUAAAGUGUGACAGUUUGAUUUUAUGGCCUUUGAUAGAUUGA
Molecule: messenger RNA, 1851 nt
Organism: Toxotes jaculatrix (banded archerfish)
Lineage: Eukaryota; Metazoa; Chordata; Actinopteri; Toxotidae
Gene: cacfd1
Product: calcium channel flower domain containing 1
Exons: 5
Coding region: 499-1005 (168 amino acids)
Biological process (GO): vesicle-mediated transport
Cellular component (GO): membrane
Source: RefSeq, a predicted model, not a curated record